Molecule: messenger RNA, 1872 nt
Organism: Knipowitschia caucasica
Lineage: Eukaryota; Metazoa; Chordata; Actinopteri; Gobiiformes; Gobiidae
Source: the annotation of a GenBank genome assembly
AUGACUAGAAGAAGAGACAUUAGACCAGCGUCAGGAGAAGAAGAGACAUUGGACCAGCGUCAGGAGAAGAAGAGACAUUGGACCAGCGUCAGGAGAAGAAGAGACAUUGGACCAGCGUCAGGAGAAGAAGAGACAUUGGACCAGCGUCAGGAGAAGAAGAGACAUUGGACCAGCGUCAGGAGAAGAAGAGACAUUGGACCAGCGUCAGGAGAAGAAGAGACAUUGGACCAGCGUCAGGAGAAGAAGAGACAUUGGACCAGCGUCAGGAGAAGAAGAGACAUUGGAUCAGCGUCAGGAGAAGAAGAGACAUUGGACCAGCGUCAGGAGAAGAAGAGACAUUGGACCAGCGGCAGGAGAAGAAGAGACAUUGGACCAGCGUCAGGAGAAGAAGAGACAUUGGACCAGCGUCAGGAGAAGAAGAGACAUUGGACCAGCGUCAGGAGAAGAAGAGACAUUGGAUCAGCGUCAGGAGAAGAAGAGACAUUGGACCAGCGUCAGGAGAAGAAGAGACAUUGGACCAGCGGCAGGAGAAGAAGAGACAUUGGACCAGCGUCAGGAGAAGAAGAGACAUUGGACCAACGUCAGGAGAAGAAGAGACAUUGGACCAGCGUCAGGAGAAGAAGAGACAUUGGACCAACGUCAGGAGAAGAAGAGACAUUGGACCAGCGUCAGGAGAAGAAGAGACAUUGGACCAGCGUCAGGAGAAGAAGAGACAUUGGACCAGCGUCAGGAGAAGAAGAGACAUUGGACCAGCGUCAGGAGAAGAAGAGACAUUGGACCAGCGUCAGGAGAAGAAGAGACAUUGGACCAGCGUCAGGAGAAGAAGAGACAUUGGACCAACGUCAGGAGAAGAAGAGACAUUGGAUCAGCGUCAGGAGAAGAAGAGACAUUGGAUCAGCGUCAGGAGAAGACCACGACAAAACUCGUGCCAAUCUGCUCGUGAAGAUGCAAAGACAGAGGAAGAUCACUAAUAUGGGGGUGAAAUCUGGAAAACAAGGAGAAAACAAUGUUUCCACGCCUGCCGAUGCUAACAGUGAAGGAGUAAUGGCGGACCCCACGCCACCACCUGUUCUUGCGCCAGUACAGCCGGUCCAGCCUCUGGACGUUGAUAGUCUGGUGGAAAGGAUCACCGCAGAGGUAUUGAAAGCUUUGGAGGCCUCACUGGAUAAAAAAAUUGACCCUGUCCUACUAAAAUUGCAAACGUGCACGUCUGACAUUGCCUCGCUAGACACAAGAGUCUCCGGUGCAGAGCAGCGCAUAUCCGCGCAGGAAGACGUGACUGAGAGCCAUGAUGCUAAACUUUCUGAGAUGGAGCUGAAACUGGAGGCCGCACUUGAGAAGAUUGAUGAUUUGGAAAAUAGGGGCAGGCGCUGUAAUCUUAGGAUUGUUGGCCUUGAAGAAGGCAGCGAGGGUACAAACCCAGUGUACUUUUUUAAGUCAUGGCUGCCUGCGCUUGUCGGUGAGAGUGAUAAUUUCAAAGGAGGCGUUGUUAAGAUUGACCGCUGCCACCGCGCUCUCACCCGUCGCCCUCCCGCAGGACAAAGACCACGAGCGGUCAUCAUGAAGCUCCACAACUUCCAAGAUAAGGUCCGGAUCAUGCAAGCGGCCCGGAGGCUGAAGACCCUGAGUUACAAAGGUGCCUCCGUGAUGAUAUUUGAGGAUUUCUCUGCCGCUGUGGUGAAAAAGCGACAAGAAUUCACCGCAGUCAAGCGACGAUGCAGAGAGCAGGGUAUUGUAUUUGCUAUGCUGUACCCAGCUGUUUUGAGAAUCAGACAUCGCGGGGAGGAAAAGCUCUUCAGGCACCCGGCGGAUGCAACCGGCUUUCUGGACGGGCUGAUCGGUGUGAGGAUGCCAUCACCAGCCUCUUCUUAA